Molecule: messenger RNA, 1863 nt
Organism: Plasmopara halstedii
Lineage: Eukaryota; Oomycota; Peronosporomycetes; Peronosporales; Peronosporaceae
Product: serine protease family
Exons: 5
Coding region: 1-1863 (620 amino acids)
Source: RefSeq, a predicted model, not a curated record
AUGCUCUAUGUCAUACUAACAUUAUCUUUUGAAGUAGUCGGCAAUCUUUGCUGGAAAAGUGACACGAAACAUUUUGCUACGGAUUUACAUUUAAAGAUGAAGGAGGAUCCGGUCAUCAAAAUGCAGACUGAAAGUGAUGUUGAGAAAGCAACAAAUGUGUGGUUAAUGCAAGGUGGUCCAGGUGCUUCAUCCUCAGCAAUGGAGUCAGCAAUGGUUGAAAUCCACACGAGACUAUCGGGAAGUGUAAAUGUGUACACUAUGGAUCAUCGUGGAACUGGUCGCAGUACUCUAUUGGACUGUGUUGCCGCACAAGUUACUACUACAGGUUCACCUUUUGGCUCAUCAAUCGAAGUUUCUGAAGUUCCUGCAUGUGCUCAAGCACUUGAGAAAAAGUAUGGAAAUCUCUCAUCUUUUUCUAUGACAACAGCUGCAACAGAUAUGGCCACAUUUAUAGCCAAUCACACAAAUGGUGUUGAUACUAUCGUUUAUGGCGUGAGUUAUGGUACAGCACUGGUAGAGCGCUUGAUUCAUCUUAAUCCACCUAAAGUUAUAGGGUACGUUCUAGAUGGAGUGGCUACGAGUUCAGGAUCAUCACAAGAGUACGAGUACUUUUCUACAUGGGAUGUUGAUUUUGGCAGUGUUGGCGAUGGGUUUCUUAAACUUUGUGAUACAUUAAGUGAGUGCAGCACAAAAUUUGAGCCAAAUCUUGCGAGUACGCUUCAAAGUGUAAUUUCGCAAUUCGAUCAAGAACCAGAGGCGACGUGUGCUGCACUUGUUCGAGAUAUUUAUCGAGACAGUGACGAACCAGCAUCAUAUACAGUACGACGAACUCUUGGCGUGUUGUUAGAAGAAGCAGACCUGCGAACGUUCAUUCCACCAAUCGUGUAUCGAUUAGAUCGCUGUGCAUCAAAUGAUAUUGACAUUUUGAAACACUUUUUCACGACUUUACGCUAUUAUCUCACCUGGUCAAGUGAAGAUGAUGCAUUUGAAUCGACUUUGCUUUAUUACCUCAUUGUCUUUUCGGAAAUGUGGGAAAGACCUCAACCAGCUAUGUCUAAGAUGACUGCAAGAUUUACAAAUACCCUUGUCUCAGAUGGAGGAACAUAUUCAGAUGUUCCACAAUAUUGUGCUUUUUCCAAAGAGAAAUCACCAGUCUGCAAUCAACUUAAUGUUGGAACGUACAAUGCUAAUGGAAUAAUUUACGAACGUGACAAGUACUGGAAUAAAAGUGCCAAAAUUCCAGCAAAAGCAAGCGUCUUGCUGUUAAGUAGCAAAUUGGAUCCACAGACACCUCAUAAAUAUGCUGAAUAUUUGCUUCAAGCUAUGUCGGGCAGAAAGGAACUCGUCACUUUCAACCACGCUACCCAUGGGACAUUGUGGACGACACCGAUGGACGACAGCGGUGAGAGUGAAACGUGUGGGAUGAAGUUAUUGCUUUCCUACGUGAGCAAUAACGGAAAAUUAGACAAACUGGACAAGUCGUGUGUGGAUCAAAUGCCUGCUUUUAGUCUCACGCCUCUGCUUAUGUACCAGUACUUUUUUUUGAGUACUGAAGAUACUUAUGACGGAGAAUAUGAUGCGAGCUUGGCGGAACUUGUCACGUUUAAUUUUACGGCGUCUGGUACAGCAAAAUCCAAGGCAAAUAAACCAUUUAAAACGGCAUUUAUCGUUUUUUUAGUGCUCUUCAUCGUCACUUUGGCAAUCGCUUCUUUCUUCACCUAUCGAUGGUAUCAGCUUAGGAAAGAAAAUGUACAGAACCGAGUAACUGAUGACUUGCCUGAUGACUUUGAUGUCUCAACUUUACCCGAUACGGAAGCGUCAACAGAACAAAGAGACCCAAGUGACGUUGAAAAGACAUGUUGA